Trichoderma virens Gv29-8 is the source of this 1062-nucleotide messenger RNA. RefSeq lists its product as uncharacterized. The record is from RefSeq and is a predicted model, not a curated record. The transcript has a single exon. NCBI's taxonomy places the organism in Eukaryota, Fungi, Ascomycota, Sordariomycetes, Hypocreales, Hypocreaceae. The annotation marks the transcript as partial.
CAACCAGAAGCGAGUGUGUUUUAUGUUGGUGGUGAAUACAUUCAAGAUGCUCGGGGAACACAUAUGACUGGAUCCAUGUGCGUACGACGGUAUGGGAACAAAGUACCUGGACAACCUGCCAUUGUUUUCAUACAUGGCGCAGCGCAAACAGGGACGCACUGGGAGGCAACGCCGGAUAAUCGGCCUGGCUUAGCCUUGCUGCAAGCUGCGGACAACUGGGAAUGUUAUGUGGUUGAUCAGCCAGGAGUCGGACGGUCCCGGUAUCAUGCUGGGGACCUCGGUGAUCUCACACAUUACACCGUUGAAGAGUUGGAGGCCGCCUUUACUGCGCCUCAGCCUGAGAAUUCGCCAUGGGCACAUCUUCAUACGCAAUGGCCCGGAUCCGGAAAGAAAGGUGACCCUGUAUUCGAUGCUUUUUAUGCCAGCCAGGUGGGACACAUCGGCAGUUACGCAAAAGUCGAAUCCCUCUUCAGGCCGGCAAUCAAGGCACUGCUCACCAAGAUCGGCCCGGCAUUUCUGAUAACUCACUCUCAGUCAGGGCCACUCGGAUGGCACGCUGCCGAUGCCUGUCCAGAGUUGGUCUGUGGUAUUGUGGCUCUGGAGCCUCAUGGUCCACCAUUCCUGUAUCCGGACUGUCCGCCUUUCAACUCUCGACCCGAGAUUGUCGGUAAAUUGCUACAUCCAUUUGGAAUCACCAGCACACCGCUACAGUAUGAUCCGCCAUUGCCGGAAGGCGCUGGAAAGUUGUCGCACAGGAUGUUGCCAACACAAGGCGAAGACAUCAUAGAGGAGACGGGAAUAUACGCGGGCCUAAUCAAGGGUCCGCGGCAGGAUAACCCUAUACGACAGAUAAAAAAUCUUCGCCACAUUCCAGUUGUACUGGUGACUGCUGAGGCAUCGUACCAUGCAGGAUACGAUCAUCUCACGGCUGAGUUUCUCCGUGAUGCAGGAGUUCCAAUCGAGCAUGUCUAUCUAGCUGACCAGGGAAUACGCGGCAACGGGCAUAUGAUGGCAAUCGAGAAGAAUAACAAGGAAGUCCAAGAAUACAUCAGCAGGUGGUUG